Messenger RNA from Paramisgurnus dabryanus, 2386 nucleotides. The record is from RefSeq and is a predicted model, not a curated record. NCBI's taxonomy places the organism in Eukaryota, Metazoa, Chordata, Actinopteri, Cypriniformes, Cobitidae.
CACUCAGAAGCUUUGUUAGUAAGGGAGAGGCAGACAGCACUUUGAUAGAUAUUUUAUCCUUUCAGACGACAUUACUUUUGUAUUUUUAGUAAGAUUGCAGUACUGCACACGUAGGAAACAUGAUGACAUAAAUUUAAAAUACUAUUAGUUAGUCUAGGGCGGCUCAUGACGCCAGACACAUUAAAGUUAGCCAGCAGUAGUUCUUUAGUCAUCCGUGUUUGAAAUGGUUUGCCUCGUCGGUUUAGCUUUAUAAAUGUCGCUUAGACUCCUUUUGUAAAUGAUUUUAAAUAAUUUUAGUUUGUGAGGUAAAAUUUAGAGACGCGUUACUGUACAAUCUGACCGGCUGUGUAUGAGUGUGGUUGUCGAGCUAAACUCGUCGACUCACUUUUACACAAAAAACCUAAUCGGCAUGUUUAAAAUCAUCCUUUUUUAACUGAUACUUUUAACUCGACGUCGUGUUAUGGUGGUGUAGGCUGAAGAACAGACAGUGACUCAGUAUAAAUGAAUCUGAAAGCUAGAUAGCUUAAACAGCAUCAUACUUAAGCGAAGUCUUAGGGUCGCAGUAUUAAAUGUUUAGUUCAGGAUGAAGUGUAAAGUAUCAGUCUGGAAAACGAAUUAAGUGUUUUUACGACGAGGUUUAUUGUGGAGGAGGAAAUCUCCAUUACUUUCAUUCCUUUAACUCGAUGGCCAAGUGUGAAAACACGCCGCCUUAUAUGUUAAGCUAGUAAACACUUAUCUUUCCUGAAGGGAUUUAGCAAUCAAAGCGUAUAUGCCAAAUAAACUUAAUUUGGUUAAUAAAUUAAGCCAAGCAGGGCUCAGUUUUAGGUUUAGGUCAAGAAUUCCUCACUUAGCUGUGCGUUAGCUAGCCGGUGUGCUAGCAUUCACCUCAGCUCCCAGAAAUGUCGAAUAUCAACGAAGCUGUGCUUUUGAUAAAAGAUGUAAAGCCCGGAUCGAAAAACCUUAAUAUCGUCUUUAUAGUUUUGGAAAUCGGUCGGGUGACGAAGACAAAGGACGGGCACGAGGUGCGCUCGUGCAGAGUGGCGGAUAAGAGCGGCUGCAUCGCCAUCUCUGUGUGGGAUGAGCUUGGUAGCCUCAUCCAGCCCGGGGACAUCAUUCGCCUUACGAGAGGUUAUGCUUCCAUCUGGAAGGGUUGCCUUACGCUAUACACUGGACGAGGAGGAGACUUGCAGAAAAUUGGGGAGUUCUGCAUGGUGUAUUCAGAGGUUCCAAAUUUCAGUGAGCCAAAUCCUGAGCUGCUAGCACAAGCUAACCAGCAAAAUAAGACGGGUAAAGAACAACGAGGAAAUUCUCCACCAAAUCAAAAUGCAGGUACUCCUGCACAAACAGGAAAUGGCACUGUGCCAGUAUUUCCAAAUACUAGUGCUGCACCUGUGCCUCGGGAUCCCAACUUUGGCGCUCAAGGAAGACCGAACGGGCGUGUUACGGGCAAUGGGCCACCCCCAACAACUGCAGGGGGACCCCCAGCUCCGCCCAAACCCACAGUUACCAUUAGUAAUGGCAGGGAUCCAAGAAGGGCUUCGAAAAGAUGAGACACUGACUGCAAAAUCCACUUCUCCAUUUUCACUCCUUGCAUAAAAAAUCCCACCCACAAACCAUCCUUAAAAAUGGCCAAAACUGCCAAUGACAAACGAGGUUUUGUAAAAAAAUGUUGCCAUCUGUGCUUUUGCUUUGUCAUUUGCCAAGAACUGUAUAUUAUUUUGUUUGCAAAAGGUUACAAUUCAACAUCUUGGUUAUUAUACAUAUCUCUUCAAGGUUGUAUCCUUGCUGCCCAUCAAGUGCCGUUCAAAGGCCCACCACCGUCCUUAAUGUUGUUAAACUAUACACCCUACUUGAACACUUAAUGCACUUUCUUCUUUUAAUUUUUAUUGAACUCCUAGUCAUGUAAUUCAGGACGAGUUAACUGCUGUUGCAAAUAGGGGAAUGGAACUUCAAAGUGACUGAUUACUUUGAAGGUCCCUUCCACCCUCUCUGGCCAAAAACGUACCAGAAGUGACCGUGUGAAAGGAAAGGUGAUAGUUUGAUUGGACAAUUAGGAUUAUUGAAUUAGGAAUAAAUCAAGAACAAAACGUUGGGAAAUGAUCCCUGUGGUAGUGUUGUAAUUGUUGACAAUAUCAGUAAACUGAAGAGUUGCCUUUUCAGUGCAAUUUACAUGUGAAUGAGACCACUGUUUUUAUGACUGGAGUGAAAUAAUCUGCCUACUGUAAAAACCAGUAUGUUUGAUAACUUAAAUUUCUAAGUCAACAAAUGUAUAGGCAUUUAACUGAAGGCAUGUGGUUUUCGUUUUUAGACUUGUUAGAUUUUAUUAUGUGAACUCUGACAUUAAUGUGUACUUGGAUUGACAAAUUUGAACAUGCUUUAUACUGGC